Molecule: messenger RNA, 1897 nt
Organism: Clupea harengus (Atlantic herring)
Lineage: Eukaryota; Metazoa; Chordata; Actinopteri; Clupeiformes; Clupeidae
Product: serine/threonine-protein phosphatase PP1-beta catalytic subunit
Biological process (GO): circadian regulation of gene expression; regulation of circadian rhythm
Cellular component (GO): nucleus; cytoplasm
Molecular function (GO): protein serine/threonine phosphatase activity
Source: RefSeq, a predicted model, not a curated record
GGGCUUGGUUCGGACCUAUCCCUGUCAGAAAGCAAGGAAGUUGACAGAAAGCGUUACUAUUGAACAUCAAGCACGUUUGAAUGUAAUUUGCGAUGUGGGCGGAGAGACCCAGGGGCUUGCAUUCCACUACUUUGGAGCCCAGGCGGUGCCUGGCAGACGUGUAGGGUUGCUCUCUGCGAAACAGCCUUGACAGCAACACUACAGAAAUGGCGGAGGGAGAGUUGGAUGUCGAUUCGCUUAUCUCCAGACUCCUAGAGGUGAGAGGAUGUCGUCCGGGGAAGAUUGUGCAGAUGACAGAGGCGGAGGUACGGGGGCUCUGCAUCAAAUCCAGAGAGAUCUUCCUCAGCCAACCCAUCCUGCUGGAGCUGGAGGCUCCGCUCAAAAUCUGUGGUGACAUCCACGGCCAGUACACAGACCUGCUGCGGCUCUUUGAGUACGGCGGCUUCCCCCCCGAGGCUAACUACCUGUUCCUGGGCGACUACGUGGACCGAGGGAAGCAGUCGCUGGAGACCAUCUGCCUGCUGCUGGCCUACAAGAUCAAGUACCCCGAGAACUUCUUCCUGCUCCGCGGGAACCACGAGUGCGCCUCCAUCAACCGCAUCUACGGCUUCUACGAUGAGUGCAAGCGCCGGUUCAACAUCAAACUGUGGAAGACCUUCACUGACUGCUUCAACUGUCUCCCCAUCGCCGCCAUUGUGGACGAGAAAAUCUUCUGCUGCCACGGAGGUCUGUCCCCUGACCUUCAGUCCAUGGAGCAGAUUCGCCGCAUCAUGAGGCCUACAGACGUGCCCGACACAGGGUUGCUGUGCGACCUGCUAUGGUCGGACCCUGAUAAGGACGUGCAGGGCUGGGGUGAGAACGACCGCGGCGUCUCCUUCACCUUCGGGGCCGACGUGGUCAGCAAGUUCCUCAACCGCCACGACUUAGACCUCAUCUGCAGAGCGCACCAGGUGGUGGAGGACGGCUAUGAGUUCUUUGCGAAGAGGCAGCUGGUCACUCUCUUCUCAGCGCCCAACUACUGCGGCGAGUUUGACAACGCCGGCGGAAUGAUGAGCGUGGACGAGACUCUCAUGUGCUCCUUCCAGAUCCUGAAGCCGUCGGAGAAGAAGGCCAAGUACCAGUAUGGAGGCAUGAACUCCGGCCGACCGGUCACCCCGCCCCGCACAGCCACCCCUCCCAAGAAGCGAUGAACGAGGGACACAGGAGGUGGCGAAAAAACGAGUGAAGAGGACGAACGAACGAGUGAAGGAUGCUAAAAAGAGAGAGAAGGGGGAGGAGGGAGGGAAAGAAGGGAUGGUGCCGUGAAACGAGAUACAAGAAAGAAAAAAAAACGAGAAGCAGUUUUCUUGUUUGUCUUUUUUGAAGACAUUGAACUUUUAUUUCUCUCGUUUUUUUUUUGCUCCGUCUCCUUCCUCUUCUCUCCAGAAUGUUUUGUGUAUCGCUUAUUGCCUAGACACCCCUUACUGCCCCCCCCCCCCCUUUUCAACGCAUUUUGUCUGUGUAACCUACUCCCCUCUCCAUACACCCCUCCACAUAGAUAGACAUACAUACAUACAUGGGCAUGCAUACUUUUAACACACACACACACACACACGCACCUGUUUUUAAAAAGAAGUGUUUGAAACAAGAAAAAGAAAAAAGAAAAAAAAAGAAACAAAUGAACACCCUUGCGGUCAUUCUGUUUGUGUAUCAGAGUGUUGUUUUCCCCCUACCCCAGUUUUGCUUUUUUUCCGCUUAUAACAGAAUGACGCACAACUACCAGCUUAUGUUUUUGUUUUGUUUUGUUUUUUCGCUUUCUUUCUUUUCAGUUGACCAUUUCAUCCCUCUCUGGCCUGUUUGACAUAAACAGGCGUUACUGUUGAUUGCUGGGUUUUCAAUAAACUUGGGGAUUAAAACA